Molecule: messenger RNA, 733 nt
Organism: Ostrinia nubilalis (European corn borer)
Lineage: Eukaryota; Metazoa; Arthropoda; Insecta; Lepidoptera; Crambidae
Exons: 6
Coding region: 113-733 (206 amino acids)
Source: RefSeq, a predicted model, not a curated record
GCGUUGUUUCUUCUGCGACUGCGUUGCAUAUCCAAAGCGAUUUCUUUGUAAAAUACGCAUCGAGACCAUUAGUGCAAACGUUUUAACUAAUAAUUAAACCGUAGUUUAUUAAAUGGCAGACAAAAAAGUCACACCGCCGCUCGGCGCCUACCCCCAACCCCAGCCGCCACAGGGGCCAUUCCUGCCGGCGCCACCACACCAGGCUGCGCCUCAGUAUGGAGUGGCAGGCGGGUCUCCGUACGGCGUGACCUUCGGCGGCGCGGGCGCGGGAGCCGGCGGAAUGUACGCGCCGCCACCCUACGACCAGCUGCAGCACCACCAGGCCAUCCCGGCGCUCAGCCAGCAGCUGCCGAUGUAUAGCCCGGCAGCGGCGAUGUACGCGGCGGCGGCGGGCUAUCCGGGCUACAUCGGCUACCCGGUGCAGUACUACCCGUACUACCCUACAGCCGCUGCCGUGCAGCCUUCCAUCCAGCCUCUGCGACCCACUAUCAUGAUCCCUAACGGUUUCGAAGCCGGCGGCCGCUUCGAGGGCCUGGCGCAGACGCUGCUGCCGCCCGCGCCGCCCGCCGUGCCGCCCUCGCCCGCGCACCUCGCCGCGCUCCAGCCGCACCAAGUGCUGAGCGACCGCAGCGGGCUCGAGGACCCGGCGCAGACGCUGCUGCCGCCCGCGCCGCCCGCCGUGCCGCCCUCGCCCGCGCACCUCGCCGCGCUCCAGCCGCACCAAGUGCUGUGA